AAUUACCUACUUGCUGCCUAUAUCGCAGUAAUGGCAAACAACACUCGCAUAAUAGACACUAUUUAUUGUUUACCAUAUUGCUUAGUAAUGCUUAGCAUUAGCUCGCCUAAUCUUUCGAUAAACAAAUAUUCAGUUAACGAGCUUAACCUUAAGAUUGGAUAGAAAGUUUCUAUUAAACAACCCUCUAAGUAAAAUAAGGUACAUUAUUUAGUGCCGGUGAAACGAAAGCCGACCCCGUAGCUAACUUAGACAGAAAAACGCCUCAUAAGCGUCAUUGCAGAUCGCACUUGUUUAAAAUGCGUUGCCGCCUGGUUUUUGAUACGAAGAAAAGAUUGUAGUAUAGUAUGUACACCUAAACUUCAAAGGAGGUUCACGUUAACAAAAAAGCGACACAGUGUCCAGUGACGGAGCUGUAACUUAAUAUAGUAGAUAUGGCUAACCAAAAUCGGACUUAUUCUAUUCAUCAAGGUUAAUUAAUUUUAAUUAUGCGUUUAAGAACAAUAAUCACCCAUUUAAACGAAAAUACCACACACUGUUAAUCCAAAAACCUAAUCCUAACAAAUAAAUUAUUCAAUAUUAUGAUUACUCGUCUCAUUGUAAAGUCAAAUGUAUAUCUGAGUUAUUCAUAUAGACUGAAUAGUCUGUGUCACAGCAGCUUCAGAACAACUCGUAUACUACGAGGCUGGAUAAGCGCGCGCUCAGGAAAACAUAUUAAAAAAAAAUAACAAAGAAAAAUGUUGCAUUCGUUAUUCAAAGUAAACGUGGCUAAUGUUGCUAUAGCGGUAUGCGGCAUUGGAGUCAUUUUAAUAUGGAAUCAAAUUAUAAGUAUUUUGCACAUAAUCUCCGUGUUGGAAGUUAAGAUUUUCCCGCAUGUUAUGAGGGUGAUGCAAGUGGCAAUCGUCGGUAUAUCUUCAUUAAACAGACCGGAUAUCUACCCUUCACAUGCGAAUGUUCAAGAUGGACAAACGUUUGACUUUAUAAUAGUAGGAGCGGGGACUGCGGGAUGCGUGCUCGCGAACAGACUGACCGAGGUGUCUGGUUGGCAGGUGCUACUUAUUGAAGCUGGGGACGAUCCCCCCAGCGCUGUCAAUAUUCCAGGUUUAUCAGCUUUAACAACAGACGUUCUACCAGACUGGAACUAUUAUACUGUCGACGAUGGAUACUCGAGCCAAGGGCUCAAAGAAAAGAGUAUCAGAAACUUACGAGGCAAAAUGUUGGGUGGAUCUAGUAGCCUUAACUUCAUGUACCAUAUCAGAGGAAAUAAAGAGGACUACGACGGUUGGGCGAGUGAAGGAAACGAAGGCUGGAACUGGGACAAUGUCACAAAAUAUUUCAUAAAGAGCGAACGAUUGAUAGACGAAGAGAUUUUAAAAAGCAGCUCGGCUAGUUUACACAAUACAAAAGGUUUAAUGGGCAUAACGAGGCCCAAUUGGGAUCACAAAUUGCGAGAAUAUCUCAACGCUUUCGAGGAAAAAGGACACAAACUUCUAAUCGACAGCAACGGACAUGAACAGUUAGGAAUAUCGACACCAACUUUUAAUAUUGACAACAAUUUGCGACAAAGCUCUGCAAAUGCUUUUUUAAGUCCCGUCAAAGACAGAAAGAAUCUAUACGUCCUCAAAAACACUGCAGCACGAAAACUUAUAAUCAAUCAGGACAAAAGAGUCACAGGUGUUGAAAUUAAACUACCUGGAGAGAAAGUAAUUAAAGUGAACGCUAAACAAGAAGUUAUACUCUCAGCUGGCACUAUGAACAGUCCGCAGUUGCUAAUGUUAUCUGGUAUCGGACCUAAAGACCACUUAAAAGAAAAAGGAAUUGAUGUAAUCUUACACUCACCGAAUGUAGGCAAUAACUUACAUGAUCAUCCCUUUGUGAUAGUAUCUCUUACGAGCAAACAUAAUCCCGUAUCAAUUGUAGAAAAUUUUGACGUGCUUAAGUAUCUUGACCGGUUUCCAGUUCCCAAUUUCAUGGGUUUCGUUGCUCUGAAUAAGUCUCAAAGCUACCCUGAUUAUCAGAUUACUGCUAUUCCUACGCCGACAGCUGGAAUUCUUCCGCCUUUCGUUUGUGCGUCAACGUUAGCUUACAACGAUGCAUCCUGUAUAGCUCUUGCCGAAGCAAUAAAGCAAAAGGAAUCAUUAUUUGCUCUCAUAUCACAUUUACAUCCAGAAUCCAGAGGCAAAAUUUUACUGAAGUCUUCAAACCCAGACGUUCCCCCAUUAAUUUAUUCUGGAUAUUUCAGUAACAAGAAUGAUAUAGAAAACUUUGCAAAAUAUUUGGUAGAUUAUGUGAGUGUGAUAAAUACGACAUUUUUUAGGGCUAUAAAGUCUGAAGUCGUUAAUAUGAAAGUCAGUCAAUGUGCUGGUUUGGAGUUCUUGAGUGAUGAGUACUGGAAGUGUUACGUUCUGAAUAUGGCGACGACGCAUUUCCACGCUACUGGGACGUGUGCUAUGGGAGGAGUUGGGAGAGGUGUAGUCGAUGAAAGGUUAAGAGUAAGGGGACUGACUGGUCUAAGGGUUGCGGAUGCAAGUAUUAUGCCUUCAAUUACUAGAGGCAACACAAACGCCCCAGUUGUUAUGAUUGCCGAGAAAGCUUCUGAUAUGAUCAAAAUUGAUCACGGAAUUCUUAUCAAGUUACGUAAACUGGAUAUAAUCAGUUUAGGCCAAAUCAGGAGCUAGGGAACAACAGCCUUUGGCUGUGAUCGUGGAGCAUUACAAUUAUUUGCAACAGUAUUUUUUUAAUGCCCAAGAGAGUAACGCAAUGACAGUAUCGCGAUAUUAUCGCAUAGAGUUUUACUUUUAUAUAAUUUUACAUUAUUAUCAUUUCGCGCAGAGUUAUAACUUUACAAAAAUGAUUACAUUUUGAACAAAAACAAUAAAUAAUUUAGUUUUAUUUUCGGAGAAUUAUUAAAAAAAAAAUGAAAGAAAUAUUUCUUCCCGCCAUCCACUCCCUCAUUUAUUUAUUUUUUGAAUGCCUUACAACAAUUAUAGCUUUAACUAACAUUUACGUAGAAAUAUUUAACAUCAUAUACAGAAUAUUUACAAGAUGUACAAAUAAACUUACAGAAAAAGAAACAGAUCACAUAUAAUCACGUUAUGUUGACAUACAUUAUAAUACUUAAGUUUUCUAUGCCCUUAAACUAUGCGGAUUUAUAACUAAAAAUUGUGAGGAAAGCAACCGAACUAAACUGUUUUGCAUUUUUUUUUGUAAAUCAGUUAUCUAACAAGUACAAUAAAAAUCCAUUUUAAACGUGUAUUUUUUUCAAUUAAAAUUUAAAGGUAAAGCUAUUGAAAUUGUAUGGGAUACUUGUAUUUUUUUAUAUCAUAUAUGAUUGUGGCAUUUUGAUAUUUAAAACAGAACUUAGUAGUAGUAUUUUUCUUGUGUUCGUUCUAUAUUUAACCUUUUUUUUCUAUAUUUGCUAUGAAUUAAUUAAGAGUCGUUAAACAAUGGGCAUAAAAAAAGUUAAGCCAAAUAUUUAAUUAAUCUACAAAAAUUGACUAAUUUCAAACGUUUUAAGGUGUUGUUAUAUCAUUUUAUAUAAUCAGUUUAUUUUUAGAUAAAUUAAAAAGAUAAUGUGUGACAUAAUUUUAAGUUUUGAUACAUAAAAAGUUCUAUGUUCAUUUUAAAUAAAUAUUUUUGUGCACAAUUAGACCAACAAUCUCGUUUGCAUACGGGGUUGAAAUAAAGCGUACAUGCUGAUAAUGUAGCUUAUUAUUGGUAAAUAAUUGACUGUAAUAAGUUAAGUGAUUUAGAACUUGAAAUAUAACAGUCACAGAAGUAAUGAGAGAUGAUAAAAAAGCUAUCAUUUACAGCACCUUAUUUCAUUAGGGAUAAGGUUGAUUUUCGUAAAUUAUUUUAAACAUGUGACACAACUAUAAUUACGCGGGCUAAGUUAACCUAUAAUUAUGUAAUAAAUAAGUAAAAUAGUUGCUAUAACUACCUAACUUAUCAAAGAACUAACUUAUUGUUUGAUUACAUGUUAAUAUAAAAAAAACGGUCGAAAAAACGUAAUUUAAACGAAGAAGUUUAACGAAUUUUAAACAUUGCCAUGUUGCAUGGUUCAAGUUGAAUUAUCAUUUCUAAUUGAAAGAUUGCCGAUAGAUCUAAACAAAUGUAAACUACGGUCAGCAAGAAAAGUCGUUAAAUAAAAUUAGAUUUACGAACUGAAAAAAUUGUUAUAAUAUUUGUGUUUAGAAUCAUCUAUAAUAUUUGUGUUUAGAAAGAUUUUAGUAGACAUUUAUUCGAGUGUUUUCAGGAGCCUUGUAAAUCUGAUAAUGUUUAUACUUUAAUUGCUGACUGUAAAUAAUAAGAUAACGUGAUUAUAUGUAAUUCAUCUAUAGUUAGAAAUAACAGGCAGAUACAGGUUACGAUUCUGAAAUUACAAAAAUAAUACAUAGCUAUAUAAAUAUCCCUCUAUAUAUGAAUAUUUAAAUUAACUUCAUCUGCUAAUGUAUAUUGGAAAUGUUAAUAUUUACUCUUAUCCUAGGUUUUAAGCUGUACGCGAGGCAACGCAAACCCAACACACGAUGACUAAUCUUCUAGUCACAGUUAAAAUUCAUAGUUAGAAGGUAUAUUCAACUAAACAAAUUAUUUUUAGGGGUUCUCACAUUGGCACGCGUCGUUGGAGACUCAAGUAAGGUAUCGGAAACUUGAGUUGCCUCGUGUAUAAGAGCCUUAUAAGUAAAUUACUUUAACAAUAAAAAUAAAUAAACUUGUUAGGUUUAAA
This is a messenger RNA of Trichoplusia ni (cabbage looper), 4723 nucleotides long. Its product is annotated as glucose dehydrogenase [FAD, quinone]-like. The record is from RefSeq and is a predicted model, not a curated record. Gene Ontology annotation, molecular function: ecdysone oxidase activity; flavin adenine dinucleotide binding. The coding region runs from base 735 to 2675 and encodes 646 amino acids. The transcript has 4 exons. NCBI's taxonomy places the organism in Eukaryota, Metazoa, Arthropoda, Insecta, Lepidoptera, Noctuidae.